Epinephelus fuscoguttatus (brown-marbled grouper) is the source of this 2916-nucleotide messenger RNA. RefSeq names its product neurensin 1-like (gene nrsn1l). The record is from RefSeq and is a predicted model, not a curated record. The coding region runs from base 111 to 731 and encodes 206 amino acids. Gene Ontology annotation, biological process: nervous system development. Lineage: Eukaryota; Metazoa; Chordata; Actinopteri; Perciformes; Serranidae. The transcript has 4 exons. Gene Ontology annotation, cellular component: neuron projection; neuronal cell body; transport vesicle.
CAGGCAGCGUCGGAGAUUCACCGGUCCGACCUCACAUGGAUCCCCAGUGAGCAGAGCGAGCACUCCGGGCAGGGGGUAAGGCUGAGCCCGUGUGAGGUGUACAAGGUGUGAUGGCGCUGUGCUCUGAGCCCUGUGUCUCCGGCUCAGGAGGAGAAUCCUCCGGCAGUGAGGCGGGUUCCAGCUGUCUUCAGUUUGGGGUUCGUUCCUAUCUGCAUCACUUCUACGAGGAGUGCUCGUCCUCCAUGUGGGAGAGGGACCCAGAGGACCGGGGGUUCGUCCAGAGCCAGAGGUCAGCCCUGUGGUGGAACUCAGCAGUCUGGAAGGUGUCCUUGGCCCUGGGUCUCCUGAUCCUGACUGCUGGUGUUGCCAGCCUGUCAGUCGGUUACUCCACUCCCCACAAAAUUGAGUCGUUCGGAGAAGGGGACCUGUUCUUCGUGGACAACCAGGCCGUCAGCUUCAACAGGGGGCUGCACGUCAGCACUGCGGCGGGGAUCGGGCUCGCUUGUCUCGGCUCGGCCCUGGCGGCGAUGGGGGUUGUGGUUUGGAUUCUCCCCAGGGCCAACUUGAAAGAGAAGCUGUUCCACAGACCAGGGGAAGGGGGGCGGAGAGGAGAGGCAAAGUGGAGGGCAUUUAGGGAUCCUGGGGAUGUGGUGACGAAGCCGCCAGGUAUAGAGGAGGGGAAGAUACCCGUCACACUGUCGAAAGUGGAAAGUGUGCAACCCACUCUCUAGAAAAGAUCCCUGCUGGGCUAUAUGGUGUACAGGCUUUUGUUUUUGUCCUGGGGCCUCAUUUACCUGGUCUUUAAAGUGUCGUUCGGCGUUUAAAUGGAGGUUGUUUCAUGACCUGGAUAUUAUUGUAACAUAAACUUAAACAUAAAGGUCUGAACAUGGCAGGAUUUAAACAAAAUUUCACAAUCAGAGGAGACAAAGUUAAUCCGUGCAAAUAUUUGGUGUAGAAUUGGCUUCGGUGAAAAACCUGAGUCUUAAAUUGGUGGAGCUAAUCUAGCUUAUUGUAAACUGACCGUUAGCAAGCUCAUCAGCUUGGUGAGCUUUAUCCUCCAUCUUCAGUGUGUUUUUAUGAGUUAAAUGUUGUACAGUGGUGACUGAGAGCAACCAGAACAAGGAGAGAAACUGGAGAGAAGCUAUGAGCCACUGUAACUGACUAGCGCUGGAAUUAGCAUGCUAACAGUUAGCUCACCAGCUACAACCUUUCACCAAGUAGCCCUGUGAGCAGUCAGUAUGUCACCAGCCCAAUCUGCUUCACAUGAACAAGCGAAUGUCACUUUGUGGUUUCAACACACUUUAGACAGGGUACACGGACAGUGAUAUGUGAAAUGACAACAACCUUUGAACGCCGCAUUACGUGGUGGUGACAUUAAAUACGAUCACUGCGUUUGUUACAUACGGGGCAGCACGGUUGGGUUAAGUCAAAGAACGUGUUUUCAGUUAAGAUAACUAUGUUUGUGGCGUACAGUUUGCAAGCACAUCAUAAAGGUAGUCUACAUAACGUAACGUGGCAUAACCACAAAAAGGAAGAACUCUGACUUUUAGUUUCACACAGAACAUGUGCAGUGGUCUCCUGGGUCAAAGUCCUGUGUGUGUUUGGUACCAUCCACCACCCCGACCUCCUCUCUACAAGGACUCUCUUUCUCUGCACACUACCAACGGGGUCGUAACAUUAACCACAGUACAUUGACGUCACUGAACCAGGGAAUUAUUGUGUCCACCACAACAACAGAUCCUAAAUGACUUUCCACUGUCAACGUUUCAGUUAUUGUCAUUGUUACGCAAUUUUAGCACAUAACAUCACAUGCUACCACCACAUAAUGCUGUGUUAAGAGGUCAUGGUCAUUUCACGUCUUUGCUUUAAACACCUACCUGGCUUUCAAAGCACAACUUGAUCUGAAUAGAUCAUAGCUAUUUUUUAAAUAAAUCUGAAUUAAAAUAUAUAAAUGAGGCCCCAGGACUUCAGCCAGAGACCUUGAAGCUCUGUUUAACACCUCAUACUGCAGGACAGGGAUUUAGUUGUUGACCAUAGACUGUGUUCGUGCAGUGCACUCGUGUUAUAUUUGAAAAUACAGUGAGUAAUGUCCACCUCAGCACUCAGAGAGCAGAACCUUUAUGACUGAUGGUAGAAAAUGUGUUUUUAUCUCUCACUUUAUUUUGUUGUAUUUUUGCUCAAUAUAUUUUUAUUAAUUAUUUUUUUAAAUAGUAAUGGCACCAGCUUUCCCAGUAGAUAGAUGAGGUGGUGAUGUUGCAUGAGUAAUAUAGAAAACCUAUGUUUCCAUUCACAUAAUCUAUAUCCACACAUGGAUCACAGAAAGGUUGCUCACAGAUGUAUAAAAAGACUCAUUAACAUUUCUGCAUCUACGUUUUCACAUAUCUCCACUAAUGCUCAGCUGUAUUCAACACAUGUACAGCCACAGCGCUUGCCUGCUCACCCACACGCCUACACACAAAUUCAUGCUCCAUUGACAAUAUCACCUAUUUUCUCCUCACUGUAUUCCGGCUCUGUAAUUGCCUGCAAAGUGUCUCCAGGCAACAGUUGGGCUUCAAGUGCUUCAUUCUCAACUCUGAACAAAGACUCGUCUCUGAUUGGCCCAGCACUUCCCCGCUCUUUAUUUUCACACCAAUCAGAUGAUUUGUUUACUCGUGAACACAGUUAGUGGUGAAGCGCUGAGGUGAGAGGAAUGUGCACAGGCACCUUAGAGGCCACCUGUUUGAUUAGGUCCUCCAGUUUAUUUAAAUGAGUCUGAAUAACAGAGAGAACAAGUCAGAAAAAAAGAAUAAUUAUGAUGUCCUGGUUGGUUACCUGCACUGAUUCCUCUGGAUGUUAUUUUUCAUGUUUAUUUGUUUUACUGUGGCUAUGAUGGAGAUAAUGGAAUAAAAUGUGGAUGAAGUGUCACUAGUGCAAAUG